Molecule: messenger RNA, 1491 nt
Organism: Ogataea parapolymorpha DL-1
Lineage: Eukaryota; Fungi; Ascomycota; Pichiomycetes; Pichiales; Pichiaceae
Exons: 1
Coding region: 1-1491 (496 amino acids)
Molecular function (GO): protein binding
Source: RefSeq, a predicted model, not a curated record
AUGAUACAGUUCUUAGUUACGAAAAAUAUAAGCCAGGCAUACUGGCUUGUGCGACCGUCAUAUGGAUCUCGAGGAAGAUUCGGCAUGCUAUCGUCUAUCAGCAUUGCCUACUCGCCGAAGAAUAAACUAUACUCCACUCCAUCGGACAAUAAUAGAGUGAUACCAAACAGUCCGCAUGAACUGAAAAGUGGCCUUCGACAUCACGGAAAAGACUUUGAAGCCAUUUGCUACACGUCCCAGCGAAUAUUUGGUUUGCUUAUGGAUCUCACCGACGAUUUUUCAAAACUUUCGUACAGGAAGAGUUCAUUCCAUAGAGUCUUUAGACUUUUAUGGAUUGAAAGCGAAUUCCCCAAAUUGCCUCCAAAACCGAGGACAGAGAAACAACUUCGUGAGUUCGUUCAUAAACUGACAACAUUCAAAUUUCUUAACAAUUCUCACAAAGCUGCAACUAUUCUGCGAAAACUCUUUGCAAACGACCAACUUGGUUUCAUGCACUCAGUGAAGUAUUGCAACAAGCUGAUUGACUUUUUCCUGGACAAAAAUGAUGAAAUCAUGAUUAAAAGAAUAUUUCGCCGUAUGGAAAAAGAUAAUAAAAAGCCCAAUGCAAUGACAUUCAAUCUUUUGGGAAAGCAUUACCUGAAAGACACAAACGUUAUACGUGAGCGGUUGGCUAUUUGGGAAGCUAUUUUAAUGCGAAUGAAAUCAUUGAACGUCAAGACGGAUCUUUGCACAUACUACAUAUCGUUGAGCCUCAUGCCUACGGAGGUGCCUGCUAAGCAAGAAUUGAAACAACUAAUUCUUUCCCAUGGUCUGCACCGAGCUGCAAGUCAAUUUCAAGACAUCCACAUUGUUGACAUGCUGAACAGGGGCUGCUCUCUAUUCGAGAUAUUAGAGUACUAUCACAGCACCGAUGGGAGACUUGAUGUCAAUUGCAUGAAUAGCAUAAUUUUCAAGUUCCUUCAGACUGGAAAUGAUUUUGAAGGUGCGUGGAAAUUUAUGAUUCAAGAACACAAGCUUCGAGGCAUCAAUCCGAAAAGUUCCACCAUGACUAUAUUCAUGAAACAUGCUCGCGAGUGCAAAAGAUUGAAAACUAUGAUUCAAAUUUUGAAUUCAUUUGAAGAGUUUUACAGGCUCAAGAGUUCACCUGCUUUGAGAAUAAUAAUGCAGUCCCUUUUAACGGACAACAAUACGUUACAAAAACAGUGGGUCCCCCAUAUUUUGACCUUUGUCUACAUUCGCCACUUCCGAUCUUCAAUCAAUAACUUUCAGCGAAAAGAUGUUCUACUGAAGCAACUAGCUCAUAAAUUCAACUUUAAACUUGAAGCCGAUCUCACUUAUGAGAAUUUGAACAACUUGGACAGGCAAAUAUUUGAUGCCUUGGACAGCAUGGUGAUACGUGAUCCACAAACUGACUUUAAUGAGCAUGAUGAAAACGAAUGGAUGGAAAAGAUUACAGAGGAUUGCAGACUUGCUAUGUAUAAUAAAUUUUGA